Molecule: messenger RNA, 1170 nt
Organism: Asparagus officinalis (garden asparagus)
Lineage: Eukaryota; Viridiplantae; Streptophyta; Magnoliopsida; Asparagales; Asparagaceae
Product: F-box protein At1g70590
Exons: 4
Molecular function (GO): protein binding
Source: RefSeq, a predicted model, not a curated record
CCUCCGGCCGCCGCCGCCGCCGCCUCCUCCUCAGCCCCCAUCCUUAAAAAGACCAAACGCAGCCUAACCUUCUCCGACCUCCCAACGGACAUCCUCCUCCGAAUUGCCGCCCCCUUCGACCUCCUCGACCUCUGGUCCAUGAGCUCCGUCUGCGCCCAAUGGCGGAAAUCCCUCAACCCUCUUCGUGAGGCCAUGGUCCUUGUUCGAUGGGGGAAGCGCUUCAAGCAUGGGGAUUGUAAAAUAAAGCCCAGUCAAGAGAAAGCUCUUGAUUCUUUCCUUAGAGGAGCGGAUCGAGGUUCGGCGGCGGCGAUGGUGGAUGCUGGGUUGAUGUGUUGGGAGAUGGGGAGGAAGGAGGAGGCAAAGAGGUUGUAUGCGAGGGCGGCCGAGAUGGGUUACCCAGCUGCUCAGUGUAAUCUUGGCCUUUGCUAUUUACAAGAUAAUGAAUCUAAACCUGAGGAGGCUGUAAAAUGGUUUUAUCGGGCAGCUGAAUCAGGAUACGCACGUGCUCAGUACAACUUGGGACUCUGUUUACAUAAGGGUCGCGGCACUGUUUGCAGCCUAACGGAUGCUGCAAUCUGGUACUUGAAAGCUGCAGAAGGUGGAUAUGUGCGUGCUAUGUACAAUGCCUCCUUGUGUUAUUCUGAUGUUGAAGGUGGGUUGAAUCGAGAUCUUCGACGUGCAAGGAUGUGGAUGAAACGCGCUGCAGAUCAUGGUCACUCAAAAGCCCAGCUUGAGCAUGGUCUUGACCUAUACUACGCAGGGGAUUUGAUAAAGGCUCUAUUGUAUCUUGAACUGGCUACUAGAGCUGGAGAGAAUGCAGCUGUUAAUGCCAGGGAUUCGAUACUGCAGGGCCUCCCCCAAACUUCACGAGACCUUGCAUUGUUAUCUGUUGACAAGUGGAAGCCUAUAAACUCUGUUAAAUGAACUGAAAGCUGGAUGUUCUCCUGUUCAAUUCGCCAAAAUAGAUUACCAGUCUGAAAAUUAGGGAAAUGCAUUGUCGUAAUUGCUUGCCUGUGUUUAUUUCUGCUGCAAGAGGUCAAAGAACCAGUGAGUGGUUUUGUGUAUCCGGCGGGCAGAGGGAAAAUUGUAGUAAGUGUGGAGUUUAACUUAUACGGUAAACACAUGGAUUCUAGUUGGAGUGAAAGCAUUAUGCUUAAUGUUCUCUUUACA